AUGGCCACCACGCUGCGGCACUUCUCCUCCUCCACGUCGCUGCAGGGCUCGGGYGCCGCGGGCAGGGCGUCCGGCGGGCCCUGCCGAGCCCCCAGCCUCGGCGGCAGGGCCAGCACCUACUCGCUSUCGUCUCGCACCGUGGUGGCCGGGCUGGGGGGCAGCCUGGCCGGGGGCUUCGGCGGCGGCUACUGCGCGGGCCUGGGCAGCGGCUAUGGGGGCGGCCUGGGCAGCGGCCUCGGCGGCGGCUUCGGCGGCGGCUUCGGGGGCGUCUUUGGCGGCGGCGAGGGCAUCCUGCAAGCCGGGGAGAAGGAGACGAUGCAGAACCUCAACGACCGCCUGGCCGCCUACCUGGACAAAGUGCGAGCCCUGGAGGAGGCCAACACCGACCUGGAGGUGAAGAUCCGCGAGUGGUACAAGAAGCAGGCGCCCGGCCCCGAGCGCGACUACAGCCCCUACUACCGCACCAUCGAGGAGCUGCGCAGCAAGAUUCUUGCUGCAACUGUUGAAAAUGCCAACAUAGUCCUGCAGAUCGACAACGCCAGGCUGGCCGCUGAUGACUUCAGGACCAAGUUUGAGACGGAGCAGGCUCUGCGCCUGAGCGUGGAGGCCGACAUCAACGGCCUGCGCAGGGUCCUGGACGAGCUGACCCUGGCCAGGGCGGACCUGGAGAUGCAGAUCGAGAACCUCAAGGAGGAGCUGGCCUACCUCAAGAAGAACCAUGAGGAGGAGAUGAACGCCCUGCGUGGGCAGGUGGGCGGCGAGAUCAGCGUGGAGAUGGACGCUGCUCCCGGAAUCGACCUCACCAAGAUCCUGGCGGAGAUGAGGGAGCAGUACGAGACGCUGGCCGAGAAGAACCGCCGCGACGCCGAGCAGUGGUUCUUCAGCAAGACGGAGGAGCUCAACCGCGAGGUGGCCAUCAACACGGAGCAGCUGCAGAGCGGCAAGACGGAGAUCACGGAGCUGCGCCGCACCAUCCAGAGCCUGGAGAUCGAGCUGCAGUCGCAGCUGAGCACGAAAGCGGCGCUCGAAGGCAGCCUGGCCGACACCGAGGCCCGCUACGGCGCCCAGCUGGCCCAGCUGCAGGCCCUCAUCUCCAGCGUGGAGGAGCAGCUGGGCGAGCUGCGCUGCGACAUGGAGCGCCAGAACCACGACUACCGCCUGCUGCUCGACGUCAAGAGCCGCCUGGAGCAGGAGAUCGCCACGUACCGCCGGCUGCUCGAGGGCGAGGACGCCCACAUCUCCUCGCAGUACUCGUCUGCCGUGUCCUCCCACUCGGGCAGAGACGUCACCACAACGUCUCGCCAGGUGCGCACCAUCGUGGAGGAGGCAAUAUUCACGGCUGACUGCAACAUCUACUACUCCAGGAUCUUAUAA
This is a messenger RNA of Nothoprocta perdicaria, 1374 nucleotides long. RefSeq names its product keratin, type I cytoskeletal 14-like. Gene Ontology annotation, cellular component: keratin filament. The record is from RefSeq and is a predicted model, not a curated record. Gene Ontology annotation, molecular function: structural molecule activity. The transcript is spliced from 9 exons. Lineage: Eukaryota; Metazoa; Chordata; Aves; Tinamiformes; Tinamidae. The coding region runs from base 1 to 1374 and encodes 457 amino acids.